CUACGCUACCACAGGUACCUCUCCUUCUCACUCUCACAAAGCGCCGUCCUUUUAAAGCACAGAAAUCGCACAUUCAAAAUGGGCAGCAUCUCCAUCAGAAAAUACAUUCGCUGGCCACCAGCCCCGGCAGCAGAGCCAACAUCCACCAUGGUCCUGACUUCACCAGGCCGGCGGUUCGUGGACCUGCGCGUGAUGCUACCGCUCCCUUCCAACCACGAGGAAGGAGGGGUCAGCCAUCUGCCGGUCUCCAGUGUCGACUGGGCCAUCGCCGGGACCUCGGAGUCGGGGAUCCGCAAGGGCGCGGACGGCGAGGACAUUUCGCACUCCAAAUGGACGCACUGGAUCGACUCGCGCACGCAGCUCGAUCCCGUGGACUUGGUCGCGGACGAGGGCGACAUGUUCCCGCAGCUGGACGGAACGACGCUGGAAAAAGGCCGCAUGUUGAACCCGGAAGUUGGCGUCGAGGCCGACUAUGAGGAGCUCUGGGAUGAUGGGGAACCUACCCCUGGGGCCCUCGGCGAAGACGGUCAGGCCAGGCCGUUGGUCGGCGGCGCUGCCCGGUGCAUCGUGAUGCAAAUGGAGGAUCAGAAUCUUCGAGCUCGCGGCAGCGUUGUGCUUCUCGGACAGUAUUGUCAGGGGUUUGUCAGGAUUGGGGACGAGAUUGCUGCGCAAAGAUGGGAAUGGCAACUUGGCCGCGGAUGGGCAAUGACUAUAAAGAUAGGGGAACUAGCUCUGCCUUGCCUCGAGAUCAUCCGCCAGGCAACAAACAAAGCGGCUGAUCAGGAACUUCAGUUUGGACAACAGUUAUGGAAGCUAAAAGAAUCCGUGCCUUGACUGAUGUUUCGGCCCACUUUGACUUAUCGAUCUAUACUAAAGUCUACAGAUCAAGCUGGUCCAACCUCGACCAUUACGCUGUCUGCCGUCAAUGGUACCUGCCAACCCCCGCGAACUUGUGCAACCCCAGAAGUCGUGACCGUGAACGAUGAC
Molecule: messenger RNA, 987 nt
Organism: Pyricularia oryzae 70-15
Lineage: Eukaryota; Fungi; Ascomycota; Sordariomycetes; Magnaporthales; Pyriculariaceae
Exons: 1
Coding region: 79-834 (251 amino acids)
Source: RefSeq, a predicted model, not a curated record